UAACGGUAUAGCAUUUUGAUUUGCAGACAUGUCUUGGAGGAAGAAGUGCGGGGACAAUCUGCCCACUAUUGCUUCUCCUGUUCCCAGUGGGGAGCAUGGUACUGGGGGUUCUGCUUCUGGGACAGGCCCCUCAGAACAGCCAAUUGGGGCCGAGCCGGUCGCCCUCCCUCCUGUGGUAGAAGUCCCAGAGGGAAAUGUGGAAGUCUCACGCCCCUUUGAUGCCGAGGGGGUUGAUGCGGGUAGCCUUAUUCAUAGGCGUGGCCGCUCCCACGCUGGUGAUACAUCUGGUGCCGAUGAAGGAGAUGUCCAGAUUGUGGACAUUACCGAUGAAGUUCCCUCGCCUGAUUCGGUCCCUGGUGUCACCCUCUCCGAAUUAUCAAAGAAAAGGAAGAGAGGUUCCCUGAUCUCCGUCGGUGAAAAAGAGAGGCAGGCGGACCUGAAGAAGGCCAGCAAGUCUCCAGAGCCAGCGAAGAAAUCUGCUGGUGGUUCGAAAGUUCUCUCGUCUGCCAUGGAGAAGGGCAAGGGGCCAGCGAAGAAGUCUGCUGGUAGCUCUAAAGUUCCCGCUUCUGCCGGGGGAAAAGGCAAGGGGAAAUCUGUGGUGUCCCCUGCUGAUGAACCAGCAGAUGUUGUUCCUGGGCCGAUCUCGAGUUUGUCGGGUCAAGGGCUAAUUGAUGCCUUGAUAGCUCGUGUCCACUCAAAGGACCAGGAGAAAGUGGAGCAAUUGCCCCGGGGAGCUUUAGCCACUCAGUUAUGCCAGUUGGCUCUUCAGGUGGAGGCUCGGAUGUGGGGAGCUGUUAAGUGCAUCCACGACUACGACAUGGCAGAGAAAGAAAGGGAGAAGGAGCAGGCGGACAUCGCCAAGCGUGAUGAUGAUGUCGCUGGGGUGGUGGAGCGUCUGAGUAAGGCUGAAGCAGAAAUUGCUGAGUUGAAGGCUCAGCUGGCUCAAGCAGAGGUGGAAAAGUCUUCCCUGGUUUCUGAGCUGAUCAGGGCGACCAAGGAAGGCCAUGAGAACUUGGCCCGGUUCAAGGCAGGAUAUGAAGAAGCCUACAAGGAGACCCGGCGGGGUUGGAAGAAAACGCUUGUGGAGGCGCAGCAUCGUGCCUAUGUCUUGGGGGCGCGAGAUCAACGCCUGGAGUAUUUCUUGUCUCCGCAGGGUCAACACUUUCUGGGGUUGAUGCUGGAAGGCACUUUGUCAGCCUUCAAGCGGACUCAAGAGUACUUGGAGGAUUUCGGACCCCUCUUUGCCUAUGUCAGAGGAGGUUAUGUAUUGGCAGUGGAGAGACUCGCGACGGCUGCAAUUUGGGGAUCUAGGAGGCUGAGGGCCGCAAUUUGGGGAUCUGCAGCCAUGGCGCUCCUGGCGGUGCAGGAGGAUAAAAGCGGUGGCGUUGUUGGAGAUGAUGGGUUUGAGGGAGGUGGACAGAGAGGCGACAGGCGGAGGAAGACGGAGUAG
Salvia miltiorrhiza (redroot sage) is the source of this 1450-nucleotide messenger RNA. RefSeq lists its product as uncharacterized. Bases 29 to 1450 code for a protein of 473 amino acids. Lineage: Eukaryota; Viridiplantae; Streptophyta; Magnoliopsida; Lamiales; Lamiaceae. The record is from RefSeq and is a predicted model, not a curated record. The transcript has 3 exons.